UUUUUGUUUACAUUGGUGACGCGCGCGCUCUCUCUAUACAUUCGUAUUCAACAGAUUUAUAUCUACAUAUCCUGUACGGCUAGUGCAAGAAGGACAACUUAACACUUUUUUCUUCAUUGAGAAAGCAAAACAAAGUUUGCAAAAAUGGCAGCUUCAAGUUCUUUAAGUAGUGAAGAUAUGGAUAAUUUGGCCAAAUAUUUUGAGAGGUGUAAUCUCGAAUCUCAGGCUGCUGGAUCUAAAAAAUUACCGGAAGAGAAAUUGAAGUUUGCUACUGGUAAAGCUGUCAUGAAGAUGGUUGAACCUGUUAUGGGAGCAGCUAAUGCCAGAUUCUGUGAAAAUUCAGUUAUUGUAAAAUUGUCUGAUAGAACCACGAAGAAAAUGUCUCAAGAAACCUUUAAAACAACAUUUAUUCCCGAAUUAGCCAGUUAUGCUGUAAAAAAUAUCGAAGCUUUAAAGAAAAAGGGAACUACUCAAGAAGAAUACCAAACAAAAUUGUUAGAGGGAAUCAAAAAAGAAUUAAAUAAAGAAAAGAAAGUGGCCAAAGACGCAGCUGUAGUAAACAGAUUAACAGAUGCAUCAGGUUAUACUGGAUCUCAUAAAGAAAGAUUUGAUGCUGAUGGUAAAGGUAAAGGAGGCAGUGGUAGAAAAGACGAGGUUGUUAAUACUGGUUAUGUCGGAAAUUAUAAAAAUGCAGGAACUUAUGCAAACAAAAAAUAAUCUAUUCAUGUUUGACUCAGUUUUUAGAUCUGGGGCGUAGUUAACCCACAAAUGUUCGAAACUUACAAAUAUCAAAACCAACUGCAAUACUUUUGUAAUGUUUUCUUGAGCAAUUAUUUUCGUCCCUGAUAUUUUCAACAUUUUGAAUUCAAUAAUUUUAUAGAUUUUUCGACUUUGAUAUCAAACUGCUGUAGAUUUAUAUGGAAAACAUUCAGAUUUUCAACUUUGUAUCUAAAUACAUGAUUUUUAUGUGCUUCUAUUUAUUUUUGUACCUUUUUUGUUAAACUGCUUCGAUUGUUGCCUUUGAGGGUUAGAUAGGACUAGACUAGAGCUCGGAACGUAAACGGAACGUGGUUAAAUCCCACUUCCUCUGUCACCUCAGAAAAAGAUGCAUUUGUAUUCUGAAUAUAUCCCUGCAAGUUAAUAAUUGUCUAACUCUCAGAUAUGUUGAGAAAAGAAACAUUCCUAUUAUAUAUUUCACCAAUUUCGCCUUUUUUAUCAACUAAUUAUGAAAUUAGUUAUGAUUUGAUAUAUAAUCAAGUAGUUGUUGAUAUGAACUGUCUUGUUAAUUUAAUUUUAUAUUGUCAUUUAUCUUCUAGUUUUAGAUUCACUAUUAAAUAAUGUUAUCAUAAAACCUA
This is a messenger RNA of Lottia gigantea (owl limpet), 1355 nucleotides long. RefSeq lists its product as hypothetical. Lineage: Eukaryota; Metazoa; Mollusca; Gastropoda; Lottiidae. Gene Ontology annotation, molecular function: tubulin binding. Bases 145 to 717 code for a protein of 190 amino acids. The record is from RefSeq and is a predicted model, not a curated record. Gene Ontology annotation, biological process: microtubule polymerization; positive regulation of protein polymerization; microtubule bundle formation. Gene Ontology annotation, cellular component: microtubule. The transcript is spliced from 4 exons.